AUGACAUCACGAACAUUGAGGAGACGACUCCACCAUGGGGAUGUUGACGGAAAAAAGCAUGAGCAUUUGGAGGCCGCAGGGAUGGAUGCUUUGAACGAACCUUUGCUUGGAAAUAAUGGUUAUGAUGAUGCACGCUCGGAGGAAACUAGAUCUAGAUAUGCACUAUAUGGGAUUCCGACAGUGGUAUUUGAUUAG
Messenger RNA from Ilex paraguariensis (yerba mate), 195 nucleotides. NCBI's taxonomy places the organism in Eukaryota, Viridiplantae, Streptophyta, Magnoliopsida, Aquifoliales, Aquifoliaceae. The record is from the annotation of a GenBank genome assembly.